GUAAACAAACAACAAAGAGCGGCAUGGCAAGUGUAAUAUCAAGUGGUUUUCGUGACGAUUGUUUGGAGUUUUUAAGUGAAUUUUCCAAGUUGAAGGUGCCAGACUAUCAAACCUUUUGCCAGGAAUGGAAAAGAACCAAUUUCCAGUAUAUUUUUUACGGGCGGAAUACGGACGCGGAAAUGGCGGAAUAUUUAGGAGAAAUGUUUUACACUGUUAAGAAGUGUUUUUUUAGUUCCCACAAUCAGUUUGAACGAAUCGCAUCGUUUUACCUGCUCUACACGUUAUACUUCAAGCAACCGCUAUUUAUGUUUUGCAAGAUACGGCUCACAGUAACUGAGUGGCGUAGGAUGAAAGAUUUUGCUAAGCGUCCAUACAACGGUCAGGAACUGCCACAAAUAACAGUUAUAUUGUGGAAGAUGUUCAAAUCAGAUGCAUUUGGGUUUGUGCAAGACGAACUAGAGCGGGGUUUUGAUAGAUUUUAUCUAAAAAGCUGUGGUAAUAACUUUGACGGUUCUGGACCAUUGAGAACAAGCAAGGAUUUGGAAAAAGAGCUCCUUACAUUGACGGCACCUGGUGGACUUAUCAACGCGAUGGAGAUUCUUGAAAUGGGUUACAACGAAAUGAAAGAGGCGCUUGAUGGUACAGAACCCACCGUUGGUGAGAGAAUACCGCAGUCAACAUUGAUGCAAAGCCUGCGCCAUGAUAUUGAUUCACUUGGAGUCAUGCUGCGAAGUUUCGAAAAUCAGGGACCCUCACGUCCGAGUUUAAAAACUGCCGAAGAGGUCCCAGACUCAAUGGGGGCUAAGCGAUAUUCAUUGCGCAGGAAAGCGUACAAACGAGAAGUAAAAAAGAAGGUAUUUCGCAUUGCCGGACGAGAGUGCCCACCGAGUUCGGAGGAAACGAGUGAAGAGGAGACUGUCCCAGAAAAAGUCGUAAACCUAGAGCAGAUGGAACCGAAACCCAAAGGCUAUCGAAACAUUCGCCAAAGAGGAGUGAAGCUAAGUGACGGUGAGCAAGAUAACUCCCAGGAAGAAUCCGAUUGA
Anopheles maculipalpis is the source of this 1043-nucleotide messenger RNA. RefSeq lists its product as uncharacterized. Gene Ontology annotation, biological process: snRNA transcription by RNA polymerase II; snRNA transcription by RNA polymerase III. The coding region runs from base 24 to 1043 and encodes 339 amino acids. Gene Ontology annotation, cellular component: snRNA-activating protein complex. The record is from RefSeq and is a predicted model, not a curated record. NCBI's taxonomy places the organism in Eukaryota, Metazoa, Arthropoda, Insecta, Diptera, Culicidae. The transcript is spliced from 4 exons. Gene Ontology annotation, molecular function: sequence-specific DNA binding.